Cetraspora pellucida is the source of this 223-nucleotide messenger RNA. Lineage: Eukaryota; Fungi; Glomeromycota; Glomeromycetes; Diversisporales; Gigasporaceae. The record is from the annotation of a GenBank genome assembly.
AUGAAACAAGUAGUUGAAAGAGUCAUUCCAAUUUUCAAACAAAUGCAUCUCAGUAAACUUGCACUUUUUAUGUUUGAUAACAGCUGCUCUCAUAAUGCAUAUGCUAAUAAUGCCUUAAUUGUUUUAUAUAUGAAUUUAAAAGAUGAAGGCAAGCAACCUCUACUUAGAAAUAAAAAAAUGCCUGAUGGCUCUGUUUAUGUAAUGACAUUUGUAGAUGAAAAUG